Messenger RNA from Cuscuta campestris, 1114 nucleotides. Lineage: Eukaryota; Viridiplantae; Streptophyta; Magnoliopsida; Solanales; Convolvulaceae. The record is from the annotation of a GenBank genome assembly.
UUGUUUCCAUACUUGUAUAGGUUUCCUAGAAUAUCUCUCCUACCAUAACUAGGAUUGAGACUUUUGUAUAUAUACAUGUACUCCUCACAUAAUUCAAUCAAGGAAAAUAAUAUUUAUUCAUGGUAUCAGAGCCAAACUAAAAACCCUAAAAUAUACUCCCCUGAUUUCGGCCUCCUCUCUACGCCGAACCACCAGCACCGCCGUCUCCCUCCUCCUCCUUCUCUUUCGGCCGGCAGCUUCUCCCCUCCCCUACAAUGGCCGACAGUGAGGUCACCUCUCAGUCCUCUACCCAAAAACCUCCACAUCUGGCUUUCUUUGUCUCAAACGUCAAACUCCAUGUUCCUAUGCAACUCAGCUUCUCUCAACCAAACUACAAAAAGUGGAGCCGCUUGUUCCUUCUCCUUGCACGGCGGUUCAAUCUUCAGGGUUAUCUCAACGGCUCUAUCGUCCCCAUCUCCGACGACGACGAUGAAUGGUUCCAGCUUGACACCAUCCUCCAUGUGAUCCAUGACUUGUUUCACGACAACAAACAUGCUCGCGCCAUGCAACUCGAGCAUCAAUUUCGCACCACCGUCAAAGGAUCUACUCCCAUGGCCACGUAUUGUCAAGAAAUCAGAAAUAUUGCGGAUUGGUUGGACGACGUCGAUGCCCCUGUGUCAGAGCACCAAUUGAUCCUUCAGAUGCUACGCGGCCUCCCCGACGAUCUCCAAGCUCAGACCUCGUUUCUCCAAUUUCAGGAUCCCAUGCCAAGCUUUCUUCAAGUGCGGUCGGCCCUCCUCCUCCUCGAUCGGCAGCGGACUCCCCUGGGCGGAACCAGCAGCACGGCGCUGCUGGCGGGUCGGGACGCCGGCAGUUUCACCAGCGAUCAGCAUGGGAGCGGCAGCAGCCGCGGUGCUCGUCACGUCAGCGGUGGGGAACACUCUUUUAGCAGCAAUUUUGGCGAUGGAUCUUCCUUCGGGUAGCAUAGAGGUUUUGGACACGGAAAAAAGCGUGGCAACGACAACCGGGGUCAUGGUCGAGGCCGCUCAAACGGCGGAUCGAGACAACGACCACCAACGGACAUCCAAAGUUCCUUGAACUCCCCUUGUCCAAACCCUAGCUCUGGGGUGCUGGG